AUGACUACUAAAAAAUCACAAAAAAUCACCUUCAACAUUUCUCAAAAUUUCAAAUUAUUAAAGAUUCUUGGUGAAGGUGCCUAUGGUAUUGUUGCAUUAGCUAUUCAUCUACCAAGCAAAACCAAAGUUGCAAUUAAGAAAAUUGAACCCUUUGAAAGACCCUUAUUUUGUCUUCGAACAUUACGUGAAAUCAAAUUAUUAAACAAAUUUAAUAAUCAUGAAAAUAUUAUAAAACUCUACGAUGUUCAAAAUCCAUUAAAUUUUGAAAAUUUUAAUGAAGUUUAUUUAAUCCAAGAGUAUAUGCCAUCUGAUUUACAUAAUAUUAUUCGUACACAAGUUUUAACAGAUCAACAUAUUCAAUAUUUCAUAUAUCAAAUUUUAAAAGGUUUGAAAUUGAUUCAUUCAGCAAAAGUGAUUCAUAGAGAUUUAAAACCUUCAAACAUUUUAAUUAAUGAACAAUGUGACUUGAAAAUUUGUGAUUUUGGCUUAGCUAGAUUAGAUUAUGCAUAUUAUAAUAAAAAUUCAAAAAUUUCAUUAUUAACAGAAUAUGUUGCAACAAGAUGGUAUAGAGCACCUGAAAUAAUGUUAAAUGCAUCAAACUACUCAACUUCAAUUGAUAUGUGGUCAGUUGGUUGUAUAUUAGCAGAAUUGUUAACCUAUAAGCCAUUGUUUCCCGGAGUUGAUUAUAUAAACCAAUUAAAUUUAAUUUUUGAUAAAUUAGGUACUCCAAAUGAAGAAGAAAUGAAUAUAAUGAAAUCAACAAGAGUUAAAACUUUUAUUAAAUCAUUACCUGAAAGACAUAAGAUUAAUUGGUAUGAUUUUAUAAACAAUCACCCAUAUAGAAGAAUUAAACAUAGAGGUAGAGAUUGUCAAGUUAAUUCUUUGGCAAUUGAUUUAUUGGAAAAAUUAUUAGUCUUUGAUCCAAAUAAACGAUACAACAUUAAAGAAGCUUUAGAACAUCCUUAUUUAUCAGCUUAUCAUGAUCCAUUAGAUGAACCAGUUACAACUUCAAUACCAGUUGAAGAAUUUAAAUUUGAUGUUAAUAAAAAUGAUUUAGAUAUACUCGAUUUAAAGAUGCAAAUAUUUAACUUAAUAAUGUCUAAGAAAUAA
This is a messenger RNA of Insectozyma verbasci, 1110 nucleotides long. Lineage: Eukaryota; Fungi; Ascomycota; Pichiomycetes; Serinales; Debaryomycetaceae. The record is from the annotation of a GenBank genome assembly.